AUGGGCGCGGCACAAGAAAAUGCACUGAUGAAAAUCGCGGCCUCGGACAACACCCUGGACCAUUUGCCUGCCGAUUUUGAUCCCACGGAACUCGUUGUUGCCGACCUGAUGGAUACCGAGCAUUGCAGACGUCUUUACGAUGCGAUACAAGCCCUGAAAAUGAGCGCUAGCGACCUUGUUGAAUACCAGCUCGCAAACCCCAAGAUACCCCAUCCUACCACGCGGGAAGAGAUCGAGAGUGAGAGGAAAAUUGAACAUGAAAUUCAGAAGAAGGAUAGGGCGAUCAAGUCGCAGCUUUCGGCGGUCAAGACAUACUACAGACAGAGUGUCAUGAAAGUGCGUGAAGAGAAGGCAAAAACAGCCGAUGAUAAAGCUGUCAACGACACUUUAAUCUUAGGACUAAGCAAUCUGAAAUACGAAGAACAAAGUCUAAGGAGCGAAAUCGCGGCGGCUGAGAAUUACGACCACAAAUAUACGAAACUCCCUCUCAUCCCGGUGAAUGAGUUCCUCGAUCAAUUCCCCGACCAUCGUUCAACCUCGGAGCAUGACCUCAUGAUUGCGCGGAUCGAACACGAGCACCAAGACCGUGUGAAGCUAGAAGAGCGUCGGCAGGAGAAGCUCAAGCAAAAACAAAAGCUCAUUGCUGAGGUGAAGAAGAGCAAGGAAAACCUCACGAAUUUGGACAGCAUGUACGACAAGAUUGAGGAGGCUAUGGCGCCGAUUCGAAAGGUAUUGGCGAAUGAUGAAUAA
Messenger RNA from Periconia digitata, 750 nucleotides. The record is from the annotation of a GenBank genome assembly. NCBI's taxonomy places the organism in Eukaryota, Fungi, Ascomycota, Dothideomycetes, Pleosporales, Periconiaceae.